Molecule: messenger RNA, 790 nt
Organism: Camellia sinensis
Lineage: Eukaryota; Viridiplantae; Streptophyta; Magnoliopsida; Ericales; Theaceae
Source: RefSeq, a predicted model, not a curated record
CUAAUAUAAAAUAAGUUAUUGUACAAAGACUUUUGAAUAUAUAUUUUUUCAAUUAAUGAACCUGGCUCGGAUAAGUUUCAAAUAUGUUGCCUUAAACAUAAUAAUCUCUUAAUUAAAAAUCUGAUUAUUUUCUUUGUGUUUAUAAAAUUGGGCUUCUGUUUUUUAUUCAUAGAUGCUCUUUAGGCCUUUUGUUUAUUAUUCAUAGAUGCUCUUUAUUUCCAAUCUGAUUUGAUUAAUUUAGAGUUGUUUUAGGAAUGCCUCUAUAUGGUUUCUAUUAAUUUACAUUGAAAGAUUAUUUGUUGUCUCAUUUCUGAACACAUUAUAGGCUUACUGAUACAUAAGUCACACCAUCUAGAGUGUUUUAUUUUGUUUGACAUCAUAUGCAUAUGGAUAUAUGGGUUGGACCUAUAACUUACCCUUUUGGGCCGGGUUAUAUACCCUUAAAUUAAUGGAUCUGAAGAUGCACACACUUUCAGCAGUCAUUCACUCUUUCUUCCAAGUACGCAGCAGUUUCAGGGUUUCUCUGCUAUAGCGCCACCGCCACCGCCACUGCCGUCAUCGCAGACUGAGGAGGAGGAUUCAAGGUCUGUUUGUCUCUUUCUCAACGCUUCUAUCUUUGGAAAAUUGGGGACUGUUGGUUUUAUUGGCACAGCACUUAGGUGCAAAGAUGGCUGCAGCUUUCCCUUCCAAAUCAUUGCGUGCUGCCCGUUCAUUGUUGGGAGGCCUUGGCAACAAUCUUGGUGUACAGGGAACGCCACAUGAGAUGUCAUGCAGUGAGUUCUUGUUUCAG